AUGAGAUGUGGUCAAACACAAGCUUUGACUAUCUUCGUCGCUUACGCUCCAACAUCAAGCUACGAAGAAGAAGAAGUCGAAGCCUUCUACAUUGACCUGGAGAAGUUCUACCAAGAAGAUCAUGCCUUCUACAAGGUCAUAGUUGGCGAUUUCAACGCUAAGGUUGUCCCAACAAGAACGAUUGAGGAACUUCACAUCGGGACCAGCGGCCUACAAUGGAAUGAACAGGGGGAGAGGCUCUCCGAGUUCAUCAUGACGACUAAGACCAUCCAUGGGAACUCGCAAUUCCAGAAGCCCUCCUCUCUACGCUUGGCGUUCUGCCUGAAGGACGUCGCUGUUGUGCCAAAGUUCUAUACGGGAUCGGACCAUCGCCUAUUCCGAGGAAGAUUUUCUUUCACAAGGAGAGAGGAGAAAGCCGCCAAGUUCAGAGAGCGAAGUCCCGAAUUUAUCAUUAACUGUGAUCUCUCCACUACGCUGGUCGGCUUUUGGGAAGAUUCCGCAAUGAAGGCUGAAAGCUUUAAAACCACCAUGGGGCGUUUGUCUCUUGCAACUCUUGAGCUGAUACGCCAACGUGGAGCAGCCGCAGGGAACCAAGAACUCACGUCCGAGUUCGCAAGGCUUUGCAGAGAGGCGAUAAAGGAAGACCUUAAAGAGAGAAGAGCAGAAGUGCUGGCUGAAGCUGGAGAGGCGGGGAAAAGCAUCCGCUAUGCCCGUCGAGAUUUCGCCAGUCGCAAGGCGAGGAUGACUGCUCCCCGAAACCUGAAGGGAACCAUUAUAUCGAGAAGGGGGAUGGAGAAAAUCAUCUACGACUCCUACUCUGAUCUCUUCGACAGCCAUAGGUUCUUCCGUCCGAAAUACCAUAUCAUGUCGGUAGAAACUCGUAUGACACCCGGUCCCGACAGAAUAAGACGAGAAUUCAUGAAGAACCUUCCGCCAGUACUCAUCAACACCUUGGUACUUCGAGAGUUGUACAAUAACUUCGCGACCGGAAUUUCGCCAUUCUACAAGAAUAUCAUCAUUGACGUGAAGAGGGAGUUAAAACAGGGUGAUACAAUCUCACCCAAAAUAUUCACAGCCACCCUCGAGAACGCAAUGCGAAAGUUGGAAUGGGACGACAUGGGAGUGAAAGCUGAUGGUCGGCAGCUACACCAUUUGCGCUUUGCUGAUGACAUCGUACUGACAACAACUGGCAUCAGCUAA
Necator americanus (New World hookworm) is the source of this 1200-nucleotide messenger RNA. RefSeq lists its product as uncharacterized. The record is from RefSeq and is a predicted model, not a curated record. The transcript has 4 exons. Bases 1 to 1200 code for a protein of 399 amino acids. NCBI's taxonomy places the organism in Eukaryota, Metazoa, Nematoda, Chromadorea, Rhabditida, Ancylostomatidae.